AUGGCAAACAGGUUGGCACUAGUGGAACAGUCAGACAUAUCUCAACUCCCUUACUUACAGGCAGUGGUGAAGGAGAUAUGGCAGCUCCACCCCCAUGUACAGCUUCUCAUCCCCCAUAAGACUGAUACGAUUGAAAAUGUUGCCGAAUACAUUGUACCGAAACACACACAAGUACUAAUCAACUAUUGGGCCAUUGGAAGAGACCCUAAAGUAUGGGAUAAUCCUAUCGCCUUCUUGCCGGAGAGAUUCUUGGGUUGUAAUGUGGAUUACAAGGGGAAGGAUUUCCAAUUUAUUCCGUUUGGGGCGGGGUGGAAGACAUGCCCUGGCCUUCCUCUUGGGGUUCGCAUGGUGCACUUGAUGCUUGCGUCUUUGUUGCAUUAUUUUGAUUGGGAGCUUUCUGGUGGAUUGAAGGCAGAGGAGAUGGAUAUGAGGGAUAAGUUUGGUGUCACCUUGCAAACUUUGGUUCCACUUCGAGCCAUCCCUAGUGAAGCUCGGGAUUUGCAAUGUGCAUGA
This is a messenger RNA of Amborella trichopoda, 513 nucleotides long. The record is from RefSeq and is a predicted model, not a curated record. Lineage: Eukaryota; Viridiplantae; Streptophyta; Magnoliopsida; Amborellales; Amborellaceae.